CUGAGAGGACUCAGAAGCUGGUCAAUGAGCAGAGGGAGUGGCCACCUGCCCCUGUCCCAGCCAACAGCCUUCCUUCUAUCUCUUCCCUGCAGGUCUCAGCUGUGAUGCUCCUUGGAAGCUGGCUCCUGCUGGCCUUCAAUGCAAUUUUCCUCCUGUCCUGGGCUGUAGCCCCUAAAGGGCUGUGCCCAAGGGGAAGCGGUGGUCCAAUGCCGGGGGUGCAGACAGUGGCAGCCACUGCCAUGAUUGUGGGGUUGUUGGUUUUCCCAAUCGGCCUGGCCUCUCCAUUCGUCAAGGAAGUCUGCGAAGCCUCCUCCAUGUAUCACGGUGGUAAGUGCCAGCUGGGUUGGGGUUACAUAACCGCUAUCCUCAGUGCAGUCCUGCUCAGCCUCCUGCCCAUCAUCAGCUGGCCCCACACAACCAAGGUCCAAGGGAGAACCAUCAUCUUCUCCAGUGCCACCGAGAGAAUCAUCCUCGUGCCAGAAAUGAACAAAUAAAAAAUCUCCUGGGAGGAGCACACUUCGCAGUUUUAUGAAAUCAUGUUGUAGCCAAAUUCAAAUCCCACCUUUGCUCCUUCUUGCUGUGUGACUUCAGGCAAGCCACUUUACCUCUCUGGAACUGUUUUUUCUUCUGGAAAAUGAAAGUUGCAAUCAUGCUUACCUCAUAAGGUUGUUGUGAGAAUUCACUGGAAAUACUCUAGGUAAAUAAAGCACUUUGCACCAUGUCCGGCCCAUAGUGUUCAACAAACAUUAGCUGCUGUUAUUACAAUCCUUACCCCAUAGGACUGUGCUGAGAAUUCAGCAUCUUUAUGAAAAGUGCCCAGGCUAAUUCUGAGUCCAUGGCUGUCACUCAAAAGUGACAUUGUUUAAUGGGCAUGUGCAUAUUCUCUCUUCUUUUUUUUU
Sapajus apella (tufted capuchin) is the source of this 899-nucleotide messenger RNA. RefSeq names its product transmembrane protein 211 (gene LHFPL7). Gene Ontology annotation, cellular component: membrane. Bases 105 to 494 code for a protein of 129 amino acids. NCBI's taxonomy places the organism in Eukaryota, Metazoa, Chordata, Mammalia, Primates, Cebidae. The record is from RefSeq and is a predicted model, not a curated record. The transcript is spliced from 2 exons.